AUACCAUUCACAGAGAGGGUCUCUUUCUCAGAACUCUUUUUCGGGGGAUGCUGUUAAGGAAAAUCUUGCAGAUUUUUGCAGUAAAGAAAACCUGUCAACUCCACUCUAAGAUGGUUUUUAUGAAGCAUAUAUGGCUGUAUUUUGGAUGGCUGGCUGUUACGAUCAUGGUUCAUAAUGAAGUCGAGGCCUGGACGUAUCAUUACCGGACAGACAGCAAUAUGACCUGGGAGACAGCUCGCCGGUGGUGCCAGCAGCAUUACACAGACAUGGUGGCCAUCCAGAACAAGGAGGAGAUCGCCUACCUGAACAACAAGCUGCCCCGCCAAAAGUAUUACUACUGGAUUGGCCUCAGGAAGGUGGAGGGACAGUGGACCUGGGUGGGGACCAAGAAGCCCCUGACUAAGGAAGCGGCAAACUGGGCAACAAAUGAGCCUAAUAACCGGCACACCAACGAGGACUGUGUGGAGAUCUACAUCAAGAGGGAAAAGGACACGGCCAUGUGGAACGACGAGAAGUGCAGCAACCUCAAAGUACCGCUCUGUUAUAAAGUGUCCUGUUUAAAUACAUCAUGCAGUGAACAUGCUGAGUGUGUGGAAACCAUCAACAACUACACAUGCAACUGUGACCCGGGCUUCACUGGUCCUCGCUGUGAGGGAGCUGUACAGUGUUCGUCUAUCUCUGGAAACUCCAGUGGGUGGAGUAUGAAGUGCAGCCAUCCCAUCUCCACAAACAGCUACAGCUCCACCUGCACAUUCAGCUGUGAGGAGGGCUUUGAGCUGAGAGGCUCAAACACAACCCAAUGUGAUCACACUGGACAGUGGACACACAAGACCCCCACCUGCUCAGCUGUACAGUGUUCGUCUAUCUCUGGAAACUCCAGUGGGUGGAGUAUGAACUGCAGCCAUCCCAUCUCCACAAACAGCUACAACUCCACCUGCACAUUCAGCUGUGAGGAGGGCUUUGAGCUGGUGGGAUCACUCACAACCCAAUGUGAUCACACUGGACAGUGGACACACAAGACCCCCACCUGCACAGCUGUACCAUGUAAGACGCCCUCUGUGCUUGGUGAAGGAAAAAUGAACUGCUUUAAAGGCAACAGCACUUUCUGCACAGUGGAGUGCUCCCCUGGUCACCUGCUGCUGGGCACUCGGAAACACACCUGCCAACGUGACGGCUUAUGGAGUGACCUCCGACCGCUGUGUAUAAGUUACGGCCAUUUGUUACUGGUUUCGAUGGUGUGCAGUGUCCUUUCAACAAUCGGCUACUUUAUACUCUGCGGUUUGCUUUGCAGAAAGAGAAAAAAGACAAUCAGAAGAAUUGAGGAGGCAGUGAUGAAUCCAGCAUAUGAAGCAGGAGAUGUGGUGCUGGAAGAUUAGGAAGUGUGUGAUGCUUAAGUCACCACUUCAUUCUACUCUUGAAAGCUGCUAUUUUACGG
Molecule: messenger RNA, 1435 nt
Organism: Colossoma macropomum (tambaqui)
Lineage: Eukaryota; Metazoa; Chordata; Actinopteri; Characiformes; Serrasalmidae
Product: P-selectin-like
Exons: 11
Coding region: 48-1376 (442 amino acids)
Biological process (GO): heterophilic cell-cell adhesion; leukocyte migration; leukocyte tethering or rolling
Cellular component (GO): external side of plasma membrane; membrane
Molecular function (GO): oligosaccharide binding; calcium ion binding; sialic acid binding
Source: RefSeq, a predicted model, not a curated record